Molecule: messenger RNA, 870 nt
Organism: Pimephales promelas (fathead minnow)
Lineage: Eukaryota; Metazoa; Chordata; Actinopteri; Cypriniformes; Leuciscidae
Source: RefSeq, a predicted model, not a curated record
CAGAAAUACUCCCAGACAGCACUCCUCAUGUAAAUUGUGAAGGUUGUGUCAGCUUUCAAUGGACUGUUCAAAUUUGCUUUCGCUAUCAGAAUCAUUUGUGAACGUCUAAGUGCAGAUGCGGAUGUUUAACAGUGAGGAUGACGCGUUGUUCGGUUUGAUAAAGUGUGUGAGAUGUUCAUCAUGACAGAAAUGUGCUGACGUUUGUGCUCAGCAGUUUGGCAAUAACAUGUCAUCCACCGAGGCUGCCAGGGAGUUUCAAGCUAAAGAGCGCAAAUGCAGAAACCAGCUGAAGAAGCGACUGGCAAAUGCUUUGUCAGGAGACCUGAACCGGCUGCUGCAGGAGGAGCAGGAGACUGAUGUCACUCUGUGUGUGGGUCCUGUGUUUCGGCUGAAGGCCCACAGAGCGGUGCUGCUGGCCCGAGCUCCUCACCUCCUGCUGGGAACCGAACCAACUACACCUGUCAUACACCUGCAGGGGACUGAACCUGCAGCCCUCAAGGACUUCAUACAGAACGUGUACACGGCUGACAAGUGCCUGGCAAAGGAAAGUACUGCCUUAAAUAUACACAACGGCCAUUCGCUGGUAGUGAACGGCACUGCUGAAGAUGGCCCUGAUGUUGACUCUCAGGUCAGCUCUGACUCAAGUUCAGAGAAUUUCGAGUCAGCAUCUGGGCUUGGGGCAGAUCUUUUGGCUCUGUAUCACAAGGCCGAUAUCUCUGACAUCAGCAUUCAGGUGGCAGAUAGAGUCUUCUCGGCACACAGGUACUGUAAAAUCAUCAUGACCAACUUUCUGCAGCUUUUGCGUAAAUUUACCGAUUUGCUUUGGUCUCACUUUUCUUAAAUCGUUUAUGUAGCAGGGUACAAAAGUUU